AUGUCACGAAGCAUUAGUGAAGAAUGCAACAACUUGAAAAAAGAAUAUGACGCUUGCUUUAAUAAGUGGUACUCUGAGAAGUUUUUAAAGGGAGAUUGCAACCCCGAAUGUGAUGAGAUAUUUGCGGCUUACAGAGAAUGUGUCCUGAGCGCAGUCAAGUCAAAACAGAUAGAUAAGCUUCUGGCUGAUGCACGGAAAGAAGAUCCUUUCGCGAAAGUUGCAAGUUCUGAUGAGAAAAAGUGA
This is a messenger RNA of Paraglomus occultum, 243 nucleotides long. Lineage: Eukaryota; Fungi; Glomeromycota; Glomeromycetes; Paraglomerales; Paraglomeraceae. The record is from the annotation of a GenBank genome assembly.